This is a messenger RNA of Cordyceps militaris CM01, 165 nucleotides long. RefSeq lists its product as uncharacterized. The transcript is spliced from 2 exons. The record is from RefSeq and is a predicted model, not a curated record. The coding region runs from base 1 to 165 and encodes 54 amino acids. Lineage: Eukaryota; Fungi; Ascomycota; Sordariomycetes; Hypocreales; Cordycipitaceae.
AUGGACGAGAUGCACCGUAUCCUCACUCGCAUUCGUAUUGCCAAGUUGCAGUCCGAAGUCCGCGCCAAGGGAGGCAACGAGGCCCAAGGCGUGCCCGUCCGCCGCAAGCGAGCCCUCAGCGCUUCCAGCACCGGCAAGAAGCAGUCCAUCCUCGGUCGCAAGUAG